CAGACAGAGGCAAGGCCCGUGGCGGCGGAGGCAAGGCUUCCGGCGGGCUCAUGUCUAGCGCGCGACGGUUGGCAAGAGCACUGAUGGCGGUGUCCACUUUUCUACGAGCGCCGUGGGGAGUUAGCCUCGCGGUCAAGGCAACCAUCAAUGCCCGACCUCGUCCUCCAGGAGCAUCAACUUGGUCAGGUUACCAUCGCAGCAGCAGUUGCGGCGGUCGAGGUGUUACUGCUGUACGGCAGAGAGCGGUUGCGACAGGAAGCGGCGAAGCUGCGGUGCUGUCAGAGCCAGUUGACGUAAGGGUGGAGGAUGCUAGCAAGAGCGCCGCAGAAGGGGUUGAAGUGAGCCAGCGAGAGGUGCUCAGUAGGGAGGCGUGGAUGGCACGAGCGGAGGCGCACCGGAAGAGGGUGCGGUCUCUUACGAACGGUUCAGUACAUCACGAUAAAAGCGAUCCCAUCUUCAACUUCCUGUUCGAGUACUACCACUUCAAACCCAGGAUGCUGCUACAGUGGACGCCCGGUUUUGACGCCUAUCUUCUGGACGCUGACCCUUCUCUCAAAGGUUGUCCACUACCGCAGAAGGCGUGGGAGUCGGGCCCAGGGGCUGGGGGGAGUUACAAUCCGUUCGGGCUUGAUAAUAACAGGCGAGUCCAGGUGCAGUGGAUGCGAGACCUUCUCCAAGCCACGACCUCGAGAGCACCCGUGCUCCACUGCUUCGGCCUCCACGAGUGGGCGAUGCUCUACCGUCCCCGCGGUGCGGAGGAGGCUGGUAUCGACGCGAGGAGUGUCCACCAGACGCUGCCCCUGCGAGUGUCCCAGGACGAGAUCAACGCGAUGGUGGAGGGCAGAGGCGGCGCGUUGGCGUGUACCCACUUCGACGCCUUUCGCUUCUUCACCCCGGAAGCAAAGCCUUUGAAUCCUGUGCAGCUGGAGAGGGUCGGCCAAAGAUCCAACGACCAGCCGGGGUGCGUCCACGCCAACAUGGACUUGUUCAAGUGGGCCCUUAGGCUUUGGCCGCUGCUGCCAUCGGAGAAGCUCGCCAACGCCCUCGAGCUGGCGGUGUCCUGCCGAAUGCUGGACAUGAGAGCUUCUCCGUACGAUCUCACCGCACACGGCAAGGUUCCCGACACGGUCGUCGGCAGGGGGGGGGGAAGGGUGGGGGGUCUGCCGCCAGAGGCGUGGGACCCCACCCCGGUUAGGAUAGAGACCGAGGAGGGUCGGAAGGAGUACCAGCAGGCGCAGGCAGAGCUGUAUCAGAGGUCGAUGCCCGUGAGGCGCUCGCUGAUGAGACACAUGGACAGGCUGCUGGAUGUCUGGGGGAGAUAG
Messenger RNA from Ectocarpus siliculosus, 1322 nucleotides. The record is from the annotation of a GenBank genome assembly. NCBI's taxonomy places the organism in Eukaryota, Phaeophyceae, Ectocarpales, Ectocarpaceae.